Messenger RNA from Closterium sp. Naga37s-1, 2712 nucleotides. Lineage: Eukaryota; Viridiplantae; Streptophyta; Zygnematophyceae; Desmidiales; Closteriaceae. The record is from the annotation of a GenBank genome assembly.
AUGGAUGACAGUAGCGUGCGUCUUUCGUUGCGACACGGAGCGUCAGUCGCGGAAAUAUCGAAGCGCCUCGAGUCGUUCUUCGUCAAUCUCGGGGCUUCUCUCGUCCGGUGCCCUGUAGGAUCCGCGACAGGGGGAGCGCUUCCCAAGAUCCGCGACUCGCAGCCGUUACUACCUCAAACCACGUCGCAGGCUGAGGCUGCACCGACGACAAACGACACGCCUUCCACUGCCUGCAAAAGAAGUAGUUUUCGCAGAGGCGUCGCGUGCGUCGCCAGCGUCGCCUGCGAGGCCGAGGGUGGAAGGGCCAUGGGGGACGGCCUGAGGAUGCGGAAAGUAGGAGUAGAGGCGGAAGCGGAACUGCACGCAGCAGCAGAGUUGUGCAAACAAACUCCGCUUGCGGAGCUGCGCACUCUACCCGCUACAGCGCCAGCGGAACUGCGCACAGCCGAUGCUUUGAGUGCAGCCACUCAUUUGCAAUCAGACGUCACGGAAGCGCGCAUCGUGUUGGCGGAUGAGUCGCGCUGCCCGCGUUUGUCGGAGCUUUAUGAGGUUGGCCGCGAGUUGGGGCGCGGCCACUUCGGGGUCGUGCGACUGUGCGAAGACCGUGCGACGGGCGAGCGUUUCGCGUGCAAGACGAUACUGCUGAGCGGCGUGCGGCGCCGCAGCGAUCUCAUGGAGCUGAGGGCGGAAGUGCUGUCGCUGCUGCGCCUGCAGGAGGGGGAAGGGGAACGGGGGGGGAAAGAACAGGGGGCGGGGGAGCGGGCAAGGGGGGAAUGCGGAGCAGGCAGCGCGGAUGGGGAGCGGGAGGAGCUGGCGUUCGUACGGCUGUACGAGGUGGUGGUUGAAACGCGGGCGGCGUUACAUCUCAUCCUGGAGUACUGCCCGGGUGGCGAUCUGUUUGACCUCGUUAUAAGACAGAAGCGGCUUACCGAAGCACAAGCUGCCGCUGUAUUCAGUUUCUGUCUUCCUCUUUCUCCCUUCCUCUCGCACUUUGCUCCCAACGUCCCCUUCCUCCCGCCCUCUCAUGAGUGCAUGAUUCGCCCAUCAUCCUCUCCCUUCCUCCCGCUUUCAUCACCUCCCUCCCCCCCUCUCCCUCCAUCAUCUCCUUUCCACCUCUCACAAACCUCCCAGCCACCAUCCCCCUCUCUCGCCUCCCAUCCCUCCUCCCCCCGUCUUUCCCUUCCACCCUCUUCUCCCACCGCUUCCCUUUCUCCUCUUGCACCUCCUCCACCUCCUUUUCCUCCUCUCUGCUCGUCCCCUCCUCCCUCUCCGGUCACCACGGCAACCAGCCCCCCUGCGUGUCUCUGCACGGGCAUGAGAGUCAACGUGGUUGAUUUCGGGCUGGCAGCAACGCCCUCUUCUCCCACCGCUACUCCUCCUCCUCAUACCAUCACGGCAACCAGCCCCCCUCCCUGUCCCUGCACGGGCAUUCAAGUGAGGGUGGCGGAUUUCGGGCUGGCAGCGACGCUGUCGCGCGGCCAGACAGCAGUGUGUGGGGUGGUGGGCUCGCCCUUCUACAUGGCGCCUGAGAUCAUCCGGGGGAGGCCAUAUGCGGGGGAGGUCGACAUGUGGAGCCUCGGCUGCGUUCUCUACACCUGCCUGUCGGGCGAGUGUGGGAGCCAAGAGAGGGAGUGGGGGAAGGAAAAGACGAGGGAGAACGGAGAGGGAGUGGUGCGUGAGGGGGGUAGUAAGACUGACUGCAGGGGUGGAACGGGUGAAAGCAGGAGUGGGGAGGGUCUUACAGUAGAGAGGAAGGCGAGUGAUGGAGUGGUGCAUGUGGAAAAGGCGUGGGUGGAAACGCAUCCAAAGGAAGGCGCGAAUGGGCAGCAUGUGGUGGGGUGUUGCGUUGGGUGCCAUGCCAGCAGUCCCCAUACUUCCUGUCAGAGCGGCAGUGCCAAUGCUGCUGGCAGACUAGCUGUGCAGGAGAAGGUGGGUGAGAGUGCAAGCAGGAGUGAUAAUUCACCAGAGGUGGAGCAGGUGCACAGGCUGACCACGGGGAGAAGUGUCAGCGCUACGGCGCGUCACGUUUCCUUGCCUUUCAACCCAGAGCCACCGGAACAGAGCACACGCCAUAGUGAGGCAGCAGUGAGAGGUGAGGUUGAAGGACAGGAAGCGCGCUGGGAAGCAACAGUGCAGGAUUUCAUGAGAGAGAUGCAUGUGGUUAAGGCAUGUGUGAAAAGCCAUCCAGUGGAAGGCGAGGUUGGGCAGCAUGAGGUGGGGCGUGAGGUGGGUUGUCCUGAGUGCCACCCAAGCAGUCCCAACAGUCGCUGCAAAAGCAGCCAUGCUGAUGCGUGCUGUCAGAGCAGCAGUGCCGGUGCUGCUGGCAGGCUAGCUACUCAGGAGAUGGUGCGUGGGAGUGAAUGCAGGUGCGAGGAAACAGAAGAAGAGGGCAAAAUGCCUGGGCUGACCAAGGGGAGUGGGAGUGGGAGCGGGAGGAGAAGCAUUGGCACUGAAGCGAGUCACACUCACACCUCCUUGCCUUGCAAUCCAAAACUAUUGGAAGAGAGCAGACGUGGGACUCACCGUAGAGGUGGAGAGGUGGAGGGUAAGGCGUGUUUGAAAGCAUCAGUGCAUGAAUGUGCUGCGCAGAGGUGCAGUGAGGUUGCAGAGGUAGACAUCGGCUCUCCAGGUGGUGCUUGGGGUGCUGGCUGCUGUGGGAGUAUCGGCCCCACUGACUCCGGCGGCCAUGGGUUGCCAUGUGGUUACGGAUAG